GUUAUGCUGCUCACAGCAUAAAGUGUGAGUAGAUACUCACACGGUGGAUCCAUUGUCCACAUGGGCGAGAGUAAGAUGGCGCCGGUUUGGGUUGAGGAAGGUGAGAGUCGAUUUGGGUCGGCUGGCCGAACCCACGGCUGACCAAGCCCACAAAUUCAAAAUUCAAAAAUCAAACCUAUUCUUUCCCCAAUUCAGUUUCUCCGCCAGAACCACUUCGACUUCCCCUCUCUCCCACUUUUCCCCUCUCUCUCACUUUCCUCCUCUCACGAAAACGACGAAGAAGCAAGCGAAGCGGUGACGACAAAGCAGCGAAGCGGCGGCGACGGACCAGCAAAGCGGCGGCGAGCGAAGCGGCGGCGAGCGAAGCGGGAUUUCGGCCGCGACGAAGGGCGGGAUUUCAGCGGCGACGAAGGCUUGUGUUGACGGCGGCGACUUUGCAGACGAAUCGGCGGCGACGAAGGGCGACGAAGCUUGGUUUGACGGCGGUCGUUGAAGAAAGAACUACUAUUUGGACUAAGAGAUUUAUCAAUGGCAAGGACUAAAACAACCAAGAGGAAACAGCCGACCGACUCCACGACAGCCAUCACCACCGCCUGUUUUGUGGAUAAAACGAACGUGAAGAGACAUCGACGAAAUCCACCGCCGUCACCACCGCCACAGCCAGAGGAGGAUGAGGAAAAAGAAGAUGCUGAAGUUGCAGCGCAAGUACGUGCACAAGGAGUAAAGACCUUUAGAUAGGGUUCAGUUUUCAAAUACUAAUUUUGUAUCCGAUUGAAGAUGUUAGGAGUAAAGACCUUUGCCGCAUGUUGUAGGAACGGGCUAUCCUCCAUCAUAAUAUAAUGAACCGAUUGUUUCCCAUUGUAGUCUGACUCAGUCUCCUUGCGUCUUUUUUCAGCCAACAAA
Molecule: messenger RNA, 903 nt
Organism: Linum tenue
Lineage: Eukaryota; Viridiplantae; Streptophyta; Magnoliopsida; Malpighiales; Linaceae
Source: the annotation of a GenBank genome assembly